AUGCAAAUCACAGCUCUUCUCUCUACAGCCCUUCUCCUCACUGGUGUUCUUGCUCAGGACGGCAGCAACACCGGCUCCGCAGACACGGACGCCUCAGCAGACACGGACGCCACGGAUACAGUCACCCCAUCGCACAACGACCAGCUGAGCAACUGCUACGACAACUCGUGCUCGAAUUUCCGUCAAUCAGACCUCGAUUGCCACGACAGCGCGAAUGGCAACACUACCGAAUACUACUCGUGUGUGUAUCCCGAAAUGGUGCACACACUCAACAGCAACGACGAAUGUGUCGACUGUUUGAGCAACGGCGGUUUCAACCUUUCGGCCCAAGCGCAAGUCUACGGUAAAGCUUUCGCCAACUUCAGCCCAUCGCAGGCUAGCUCGUUCAGCGAGAACUACACUCCAUCUUCUUCGUCAACUGCCUCGCCUAGCCCUACUAACCCUAACAAUAAUAACGAUGGCGACGGCGACAACACCGACGACGACGAUAGCUCAGCUACUCACACCGGCGUCGCUACUGCUGCCGCUGCUCUCCUCCUCACUGCCGUCGGAUGCCUCAUCUAG
Wallemia ichthyophaga EXF-994 is the source of this 564-nucleotide messenger RNA. RefSeq lists its product as uncharacterized. The transcript is spliced from 2 exons. Lineage: Eukaryota; Fungi; Basidiomycota; Wallemiomycetes; Wallemiales; Wallemiaceae. The record is from RefSeq and is a predicted model, not a curated record. The coding region runs from base 1 to 564 and encodes 187 amino acids.